Messenger RNA from Guillardia theta CCMP2712, 840 nucleotides. RefSeq lists its product as hypothetical. The record is from RefSeq and is a predicted model, not a curated record. Gene Ontology annotation, cellular component: membrane. Lineage: Eukaryota; Cryptophyceae; Pyrenomonadales; Geminigeraceae. The transcript has 3 exons. Gene Ontology annotation, biological process: transmembrane transport. The annotation marks the transcript as partial. Gene Ontology annotation, molecular function: antiporter activity; xenobiotic transmembrane transporter activity.
CGCAUUCUCAAGUUCUCGAUUCCCGCCCUCUCCAUCCCCCUAGCCGACCCCAUCAUGAGCUUUGUAGACGCUGUUUGUGUCGGGCAGUACGCGAGCACGCUAGAGCUUGCUGCAAUCGGCCCGAACCUCGUCAUCUUCAACUUCAUCAACUUCACCUUCUCCUUCCUCGCCAUAGCCACCACUCUCUCCAUGUCCGCCGCUCUCGCCUCCCAGGACCGCAAGACAGCAGGGAGGAUCGUCUCCUCUUCACUCCAGCUCGCGCUCCUGUCCGGUGUUGCCAUCAUCGCAGGAGCAGUCGCGUUCUCCUUCCCUCUCCUGGCAGCCACCGGUGCUGUCCCUGAGCUCCUCCUGGUCGCGCAGAAGUACCUCCUCAUCCGCAUCUGGGCCUCUCCUGCUGUGCUCGCCACCAUGGUGCUUCAGAGCGGCCUUCUGGCUCAGCGCGACUCCUUCACCUGCUUUCUCGCUGUUCUCCUCUCCGCCGCAUCCAACAUCGCAGGAGACAUCUUUCUGAUCCGCUUCCUCGGCCUCGGCCUCGAGGGAGCAGCAUGGGCGACGCUGGCAGGGAACUACCUCGCCCUCCUCCUGCUAGUCCUGUUGGGCUACACGAGGGUGGGGCAGCGAAUGAGGGGGACGGCAGUAGAGCGACUUGAGCUGGGGCUGAUUGCGGUACAGGCUUGUGGACCUCUCUUCUUCGUCUCAGCCUGCAAGAACCUCUGCUACCUCAUGCUUCAGUCGGUCGCCACCUCCUUCUCCACCACCACCUGCGCUGCCCACCAGGCGAUGUGGAGCGUCUGGACGAUCCUCUCCUUCUGCCCCACCCCCCUUGAGCAGUGCGCGCAG